Molecule: messenger RNA, 912 nt
Organism: Bipolaris oryzae ATCC 44560
Lineage: Eukaryota; Fungi; Ascomycota; Dothideomycetes; Pleosporales; Pleosporaceae
Exons: 2
Coding region: 1-912 (303 amino acids)
Molecular function (GO): heme binding; oxygen binding
Source: RefSeq, a predicted model, not a curated record
AUGGCGACAUUUCAGAAUCAUCGGCCGAUGCAGCAUGUGGAUCGGAGGGAACUGUAUACCAGUCUCGAGGCACGGAUACAAUACCUGCAUUCGUUUCUCGACUUUAGUUCACGCGAUAUGGAAGCCUUGACAAGCGGGGCAAAGUAUAUCAAAGCGCUCAUCCCCGCCGUCGUCAACAUUGUGUACAAGAAGCUUCUGCAGUACGACAUCACCGCACGGGCGUUUGAAACGCGAUCGACAUCGUACCAGGGGCGCGUCGACGUUAGCAACCUCGACGAGAACUCGCCGCAGAUUCUGUACCGCAAAAUGUUCCUGCGGGGCUACCUAAACAAGCUGUGCAGCGACCCGUCGACCAUGGAGUUUUGGGAGUACCUGGACAAAGUGGGCAUGAUGCACGUGGGGCAAGGGCGGGCACAUCCGCUGCACAUCGAAUACGUGCACAUUGGCGUGACGCUGUCGUUUGUGCAGGACAUCAUUACCGAGGCGGUGCUGUCGCACCCACGGCUGAAGAUGGAGCGCAAGAUUGCGCUUGUCAAGGCGCUGAGCAAGGUGAUUUGGAUCCAGAACGACCUGUUUGCCAAGUGGUAUGUUCGCGACGGCGACGAGUUUGCAGAGGAGCGAUUGGUGCCCGAGGUUGAGCCUGAAGGCUAUCUGCACGGCAAACCUGUCUUGCGCGAGGGCAGUAGUGAGGUUGAGAGUGAGAUUGAGGAGGCCGAUAUGGCGGCGGGGUCGUGUCCGUUUAAGAAUUUGGCAGGCAGACCGAGUCUGGGGAAGGAUCAUCAGGAUGCGCAGUAUGGGGAAAUCGUGAUAGAUGCCGCAGAGGCGCCGAGGGCUGCAGCGUCAACGACAUCACCAGGCAUGAGGGGGUUUGUGCAGAGCGCCAUGGCUCGAGCGGUAGGAAGCAGCGCUUAA